GCUCUUCCGGCGCACAACGAUUCACUUGAGGGUUUUCCCAUUCCAUGCAGUGUGUUCGUACCUACGUUGGAACAUAUUGCUUGUUUUUCUUCCAUGGUUGGUCAUCAGGGUCAUUCUAGUAUCUCAGAGUACUUAGUGUGAUGGAAUCGACUUGCGUAUGGUGUAGUAAAUUUCACUGUCGGCGACGUUUCUAUGCUAGAACAAUAAAAUAAAGCUUUGACUGGAGAACUCAGCAAGACAAGAUUGGGGAAUCUAGAGAAAAAUGAAUAACAACCACUUACUUAUCCCACCUCGCUGGCUUCAUUGUCCACGGAAGGGAUCUGCCAUACAAGAAAAGUUUUUCCCAUUCAAAACACCACUGGAUGGUCGAUAUGAUGAUCAAAUACCUGAAGAAAGUCGUUUCAGUCUGGAAAUGUUAUUUUCAACAUUUCGCUCAUACAAGCUCAAAAUGGGUUUGCUGAUUGAUCUGACAAAUACAAAACGAUUCUACAACAGCAAAGAUGUGGAAGACAAAUAUGAAUGCCGAUAUGUCAAGCUGCAGUGUAAGGGACGAUCAGAGACCCCCACUGUAGAACAGACACAGGCAUUUGUUAACUUGUGUGAACGCUUUAUUCACCAAAAGCCUCUUGAGGUUAUAGGUGUUCAUUGCACACAUGGCUUCAAUCGGACAGGUUUCCUUAUUGUCAGUUAUUUAGUAGAGAAGCAGUCAUGUAGCGUGGAAGCAGCAGUGCGCUUAUUUGCAGCGGCCCGACCACCAGGGAUAUAUAAGCAAGAUUAUCUCGAUGAGCUUUUCCGUCGUUAUGGUGACCCAGAAGAAACACCAGGUGCUCCUCCUUUACCACAGUGGUGUACAGAAUCUGAUGACACUGUAGAUGAUGAUGGCCAUUCUUUUAAUGGGGGAGCCAAUUCUGCAGAUGUCAAUGAUGACAGCAGAAGCAGUGGGAACAGUGAAAAGAGCAAGAAGAAGAGGGAGUUUGUCAAACGUAAUGCAAAAUUUGCUGAUGGCGUAACGGGUGUGUCACAAGUACUGGCCCAGCCUACUUUGUCUCAGGUGCAAGAAAAAUCUCAGACAAUGUGUGGUUGGAAAGGGUCUGGGUUUCCUGGCUCACAACCUGUGUCGAUGGACAUGAAGAAUCUAGAGUAUCUCAAACUCAAGCCAUACAUGGUCAGCUGGAAGGCAGAUGGUACAAGGUACUUGAUGUUAAUUGAUGGGCCAAACCAAGUCUUCAUGAUAGAUAGAGACAAUGCAGUUUUCCACGUUCGGGAUCUUCAGUUUCCCCGCAGAAAAGAUCUGAAAAGUCACAUAUUUGACACACUCGUUGAUGGGGAGAUGAUCCUGGACAAAGUUGGAGAGCAGAAUGUUCCUAGGUUUCUUAUCUAUGACAUAAUCAAGUUUGAGGGGCAAGAUGUAGGUCAUACAGAUUUUAACCGCCGCCUGUUGUGCAUUGAAAAAGAAAUAGUGGGACCACGUAAUGCCAAGAUGCAGCAAGGUUUGCUGGAUCGUGCAAGCCAGCCAUUCAGUGUUCGUGCUAAACCUUUCUGGGACAUCAGCACUGUUCCAAAAUUGCUGGAGGGUGAGUUUGCCAAGAAUCUCAGCCAUGAAGUGGAUGGCCUUAUCUUCCAGCCAGUCCCUGAUUCCUAUGUUUGUGGACGGUGUAAAGAUGUGCUGAAGUGGAAGCCUCCUUCACUGAACUCUGUCGAUUUUCGGUUAAAGAUUGUUCGAGAAGAAAAGCCUGGCAUGUUACCAGAAACUAAAGGAUACUUAUAUGUUGGAGGAUACGAGCAUGCAUUCUCACAAAUAUCAAAGGUAACCAAGGAGCUGAGGGAACUUGACAACAAGAUUAUUGAGUGUUCCUGGAAUGGCAGCCAGUGGCAGUUCAUGCGGCAACGCACAGACAAAUCUUUUCCAAACAGCUAUGAUACCGCAAUGGGUGUGUGCAACAGCAUUGCUCACCCUGUUACCAAGGAGAUACUUUUUCACACCAUCAACCGCUGUCGUUGGCAACCCCACAACAAACAACCCCAUCCACCUGGUCAGACAGACCGCCUGCUUAUGCCACCCCCUCAGAAGAAGCUGAAGCAGUGAAACAGACGCAGGAGAGUUCUAGAGAAUGUGGCUAUGGUCAUCAGAAAAUUGUGGCUUCCUUCAGACCUAUGUUGCCAUUCACUGCUGUGCUCUUUGAUCUGAUUUGGUUUCUUCCAUCCUUGAGUUCCACAGAUGCUCUAUGCUCACAUGAAGUAUAACAUUUUCACGCAGCCAUUUAUUGUGUGAAUAAAGUAAGGCACAUAAAGAAGCCAAGAGGUUCAAAAGGGGAUCAAGUAGCUCUGCUGAGUUUUUAUAGAUGACGAAUACAUCUUACACAUGUACUUUGACCUUUCUUUACACCUCAGAAGUCAUAUGGAAGGUGUUAUAUUUUUGACUGUGCAUCCCUCCUAUAGAAUGAGAUGAUAUUUGAAUAUGUCAUCUCUUUGUGAAAUGAUGCCAGGUUGUAUGUUUGUCUGCAUUAUGGAACUCUAGGAAUGCCCAGGUUUUCCUGUUCGGUAUACCCACAGGUCAUCAGCUGUGUACUGUGAUGCCACAUAAAAAUUUUCCAAGCUUCUGUAUGAAUGAAGUAAAGGAGGAGAAAUGUGGAUUAUCCUCACCGAUCUGCAGUCAGAGACUACAGUAAAUCUGAAAACUAUGCUGGUAUUUGAAUUGUUGGUAAUAAUAACAAGAUGGCAACCAUUCAUCACUUGAACUCCAUGAUAAGUGUUGAUGAGAACAAAGACUUCUGUGAGAAAAAGUGCAUUUUUGAGAGAUUGUGUGUACCUAUAUCAGUGUACCACUGCAUGUGUGUGCUUGUAUGUAUGAGAAAGUGUGGACAUUCAGUUCAGAAAAACUGUAAGCACUAAUACAUUUAACAGAUAAAGACAUCCAUUCACUUGUGGUUCAGUCUUUUUUUAGCAGCAAAAUAGACAGUGGUAGAAUAACGUUUAAAUUUUUUUAAUUCUAUUAUUAAAGAAUUUAAUCUACAGCUUAAUGUUUUAAUGGUGAAUUUAUAUGGUACCAGUCAAUGCCAUAUGAUUUGACAAACUAUUAGGGCUUCUUAUUUUCAACAGACAUCAAAGAAAGGGCUGGUGUAGGCCAUAGAAAAGAAUGUGUGAGACGUAACAGAGUCUGAUGGCAAAUUUCUUGGGUCGGUGAUACGGGUUUAGUUUGCUGUUUUCUGGCACAGAUAGAAAUUGUAAAACAAUGACAUUUAUGAUACCUACUCUUUAAAAAAUUUACUACAUUCAGCCAUGAAACAUUCAGGUGUGGAAACUUGAGCAUGCAUCCUCCUGAUGAAUGAAUGAACAUACAGUUGCUCCCGCUCCACACACACGUGUACAUGUGUGCACAUACAGGUAAAAACUCUAAAACUUGCAUGAAUGUAUGCACAUCCACGUGUAUUUGCUAUGAUAAGCCAUAGAGGAGAAACAAAACACUGGUGAUCUGAUUGAAAUGUAAAGCCCUAUUAAAGACUAGUGGCAAAGGGCUAGUUAGCAACAAAAAAAUGAGUGUUGUAUCAUGUCAUGUUGUGUGUGCCUGAAUGUGUCAUCUGAAGACCGGGGUAAUCAUCGUUAACAUGGGUAGUGAUACUGAUUUUGUGAGAUGUUCGUCUGCAUGUCGUGUGUUGUAAUUUUAUCCAAGUGUGUGCUCAUUAGGAUGAAUUAAAUUUUUCAUGCUGAAAACAA
Molecule: messenger RNA, 3714 nt
Organism: Pomacea canaliculata
Lineage: Eukaryota; Metazoa; Mollusca; Gastropoda; Architaenioglossa; Ampullariidae
Product: mRNA-capping enzyme-like
Exons: 19
Coding region: 263-2086 (607 amino acids)
Biological process (GO): protein dephosphorylation; 7-methylguanosine mRNA capping
Molecular function (GO): protein tyrosine/serine/threonine phosphatase activity; mRNA 5'-triphosphate monophosphatase activity; mRNA guanylyltransferase activity
Source: RefSeq, a predicted model, not a curated record